Molecule: messenger RNA, 705 nt
Organism: Geodia barretti
Lineage: Eukaryota; Metazoa; Porifera; Demospongiae; Tetractinellida; Geodiidae
Source: the annotation of a GenBank genome assembly
ACGGCAGUGCUGCACAAACACUGUGAGGAAAGGGCACCAAUGAAGGAACUCUGUGUUUCAGCGAUAGUACUGCUCUUUGUCAUUGCAGCUGCAGACUUUGCUACUGCAGAUGGUUACUGCCGCUACAAGAGAUGCAGAAGUGGAGAAGUUUUUGACUACAGCAAAUGUGCUUGCAAGCCAGCCACCACCCAGUGUCGCACAAACCUGAGAUGCCGUGGAGGAAAGGUCCUCAACAGGGCAACCUGCAAGUGCGAGUGCUCAAACAGAAUCCAGUGUGCAGCACCAAAAGAGCUGAAUCCUUCUACCUGUCGAUGCGAGGGAGGAAUACCCCAAGUCUCUUGUAAGAGUGACCAGUUUUACAACACCAGGACACGUCGCUGCGAGUGUAAAAAGAAGAACUGCCAAAGGAAUCAGAAACAGAACAGCCAAACCUGCGACUGUCAGUGUUCCUCCACUUCCAGAUGCAAGGUGGGGUACGUCUUCAACAAGGACAGCUGUAGCUGUGUGUGCCAGAGAAAGAGCUGCCCAAGCAGUCAGGUGUUUGACUCGAGAUCGUGUGGGUGUGUCUGCAAGGAAAAGUCAUGUCCCAGAAACCAGAACUUUAACUCUCGCACAUGUCAAUGUGAGUGUGCCAACAGGCCACAAUGUAGCCGAUUUCAAGACUUCAACCCUCGGACAUGUCAGUGUGAAUGUGAACAGAGGCAG